Helianthus annuus (common sunflower) is the source of this 870-nucleotide messenger RNA. RefSeq names its product 60S ribosomal protein L11. Gene Ontology annotation, biological process: translation. The record is from RefSeq and is a predicted model, not a curated record. Gene Ontology annotation, molecular function: RNA binding; structural constituent of ribosome. Gene Ontology annotation, cellular component: ribosome; cytosolic large ribosomal subunit. NCBI's taxonomy places the organism in Eukaryota, Viridiplantae, Streptophyta, Magnoliopsida, Asterales, Asteraceae. The transcript is spliced from 5 exons. The coding region runs from base 142 to 690 and encodes 182 amino acids.
AAGGGUAAAUCCGUCAUUCACAAUUUUCUUCCAACAAAACAAAACCCUAGCAGAUCUCCUGGCAUCGUAUUAUUCCAAUAAAACCCUCUGCAUCUUCUCCCACCCAUCUCAUCUCAGCAGCCGUUAUCGUUCUCCACAGCAAUGGCUUCAGAGAGGAAGCAAGCGAAUCCAAUGAGGGAGAUCAAGGUUCAGAAACUCGUUCUCAACAUCUCCGUCGGUGAGAGUGGAGAUCGUCUUACUCGUGCUGCUAAGGUUUUGGAGCAAUUGAGUGGCCAGUCCCCUGUUUUUUCCAAGGCAAGGUACACUGUGAGGUCAUUUGGAAUCAGGCGUAAUGAAAAGAUUGCAUGCUAUGUAACCGUUAGGGGUGACAAAGCAAUGCAGCUUCUGGAGAGCGGGUUGAAGGUCAAAGAAUACGAGCUGCUGAGACGCAACUUUAGUGACACUGGCUGCUUUGGAUUCGGUAUUCAAGAACACAUUGAUCUGGGUAUCAAGUAUGAUCCAUCCACCGGUAUCUACGGUAUGGACUUUUUCGUGGUUCUAGAACGCCCGGGGUACCGUGUUGGCCGCAGACGCAGGUGCAAGGCUCGUGUUGGUAUCCAGCACAGAGUUACAAAGGAAGAUGCAAUGAAGUGGUUUCAGGUGAAAUAUGAAGGAGUAAUUCUCAACAAGUCUCAACAAAUUGGAGCUUAGUUUGAGGUGACUUUUAACUUUGUUCUCUUUCCAGAUAUUAUAUUUCUAUUUCUUUGUCAUUUAUGCCUUUGAAUUCUACCAGUUUUAUUACAAUAUGGGAUUUUCUCAGUUUUAUGACAAGAUGUUAUUUAGCAUCUUUUUUGACACAUGUUGUGAUUCCUUCAAGGGAAGUUAUUAUUA